Molecule: messenger RNA, 354 nt
Organism: Dioszegia hungarica
Lineage: Eukaryota; Fungi; Basidiomycota; Tremellomycetes; Tremellales; Bulleribasidiaceae
Product: reactive mitochondrial oxygen species modulator 1-domain-containing protein
Exons: 5
Coding region: 1-354 (117 amino acids)
Biological process (GO): protein insertion into mitochondrial inner membrane; protein import into mitochondrial matrix
Cellular component (GO): TIM23 mitochondrial import inner membrane translocase complex
Source: RefSeq, a predicted model, not a curated record
AUGCCGCCUCCUCCAUCAACAGUACAGGGCGGCGGGACGCUCGACAAGAUGAAGAUGGGAGCUGUCAUGGGCACCGGUGUCGGAUUGACAAUCGGAUUCAUCUUUGGGUCUUUCUCAAUUAUGCGAGGUGGACCAGGUCCAAGAGGCGUUGUGGCUACACUGAGCCAGUACAUGCUCUCCUCAGCGGCGACAUUUGGUUUCUUUAUGAGUAUAGGAUCGGUCAUUCGGACGGAGUCUCCCUAUGCGAUGCACGCGGCACAGUCGUAUCGCUCAGAUCUGAUGGAGAGGCGGUAUGGCGAUCUAUGGAGGCGGGCGGAAAGCAGGAAGCUAGAAGUUGAGGUGAAGGGGCUCUGA